This is a messenger RNA of Hevea brasiliensis (rubber tree), 2342 nucleotides long. Its product is annotated as protein WVD2-like 7. The transcript is spliced from 8 exons. The record is from RefSeq and is a predicted model, not a curated record. NCBI's taxonomy places the organism in Eukaryota, Viridiplantae, Streptophyta, Magnoliopsida, Malpighiales, Euphorbiaceae. The coding region runs from base 510 to 2003 and encodes 497 amino acids.
CCCACCAAAAAUUUCAAGAAUUUCAGAUGCAUCCCCUCCUCUCUAUAUUUUGCAGAAAAAGAAAAUGGAAAAGAUUCAUACGGAACAGAAAAAUCAGUAUCCAAAGAAAGAAUUAUGAAUAUACAGUACACAGAUCACAACCAGAAAUAUAAAUGAAAAGCUGUGGACUUUAAAGGCAAACAAAAACGCCCACACACUAAAGCUUCUUCCUUUCUCUGCAAAUCUCAGUCACCUAAACGCUCCCUCCCCCCCCUCUCUCUCUCUCUCUCUCUCUCUCUGUUUUUCUUGCCUGGACAUGCAAAGAACCCAAUUGAGACACUGAAGAGUUUUCCAUUAGAAAGUGAAAGAAAGAGUGGAGUGAGAUCCCUUGAAGAGUUUUCCAUAGAACGACCAGAGGGUUUGAUAAACAUAUAAACAAUAUUAAGCAAAGCUAUAACCAGCAGUAUCAAGCUAAAGGAGAGAAAAAAGGGGUUUUGAGAAGAGAAGGGCUUUAUAUACUGUAAAGUGAGAUGGCUGAACCAACUUGUCUUAUGAGAUCAUUUUCUCAUCCAUCUAAUGCUUCCCGUGAAGCCAAACAGGGUGACCCCCUACGAGCCCUAACAGAAUCGAUCUCGUUUGGGAGAUUUAUGUCAGAAUCUUUAGCUUGGGAAAAAUGGUCAACCUUCUCGCAAAACCGCUACUUAGAAGAAGUUGAGCAGUUUUCCAAGCCAGGUUCUGUUGCUCAAAAGAGAGCUUAUUUUGAAGCUCAUUACAAGAAGAGAGCUGCCAUGAAAGCAGCAGCCUUGCUUGAGCAAGCAAAUGCUGCUGUAAAUAAUGCCUGUCAAGUAGAAAUUGCAGCUAAUAGUGUUCCUGGAGUAGAAAUUGCUGAAGAAACUCACAGUGACAGUCCUAUGGAUUCUGCCUUGGCUGAGGCAACCAGUGAUGUUGUAGUGAAUAUGCAACAGGAAAAAGGUGUCCUUGACCCACCUCAUUCUGCUGAUGUAAAUGCAUUUUAUCUGGGUGGUGAAAACGAAAAUUUACAAACUGCAAUGGUGGAAAGAGCUGAAGAGGUAAUAGAAGAGAAGGUUGAGGUGGAGAACCCUAUUCAGGAGGAAAAUUCAAAGCAGCUUGAUAAUGCUGAGGACUGUGACAAGAUUGUGGCCUUACCAGAAGACAAAAUUCCCAAGAAGGAACCUGUAGAGAAGUUGAAUUUGGCUUUACCAAGUAAUAAAAGACAAUUGAAUUCGUCAUUAAAAUCAAGUCAGAGCAGAGCCUCCAAACUCCCAAAGUCUUCUAGCAAACUGGUCAGUUCCACACAACUGAAAGGUGGAACAAAUGUCCAUCCAAACAGCAAUAAGUCUGUGGGAGGCUUGAUUGAUAAAAGGAGAUCAACUCCAAAAUCUGUCCACAUGUCAAUCAAUUUGGCUCCUCACUCUGGAGAAACCAACAAAAGUUCUGUCAGAAUGUUGAAAGAGAGUUCAACUACUACCCAAAAUCCAACGAGGGCAUCUGUUUACGGGAUAUCAAAGCUUCUUCCUUCGAUAAAUCGCCAGUCAGAGGAUAGAAGAACUCAUUCACUAUUCAACAAGUCAGUUUCUGGAGGAAAGGUAGUAGGCGGGAUAUUGCAGGCCCUCUCUGCGGACUGCACAAAAUCUUCAACUGUGAGUGGAAGCAAAGCACGAUCUCCAAUUAUGUCGUGUCCUUUUAGCUUUAGGAGUGAAGAAAGAGCCGCAAAGCGUAAAGAGUUCUUUCAGAAGCUUGAAGAGAAAAACAAUGCAAAGGAGAUGGAGAAAACACAUUUGCAAGUGAAAUCUAAGAUUCCACUGACACGACCUCAAUCUCCAAUACUUGGAAGAAAACCCUCUUCCAAUAUGAUCCAGAAAACAAAUGUUCAGCUUCAUCGGAGACCUUCAAUCAAUGGUGAAAGCUCCAAGCGUAUAGUACCAAAAGGUAAUUGCUCAGUCACUUUGCUACCAAAGAAGAAAGCACGUGAAAAUGCUUCUCCAAAUAUCCAGCACCCAUAGAGAGGAGGGUGCUUCAAGAAAGCAUCAAUAGAAGGUGAUUGUGUAGAUUUUAUUUUGCAAUUACACACUACAGGGAAGAAAAAUAAUAUUGUGAUGACAGUGAGAUUUAGAUUAGGGGAAUGUUAGUGGAGAGAAUGGUUUUUUCAAGGGCUGCUUUAAACAUCCAACAAAAUUUGACGCUUGUUCUUUUCUUUCUCUCUAUGGAUGUGCCAACGUAGAAAAGCAGUCUUGGGAAGGUGAUAGAAUACAUUACUUUUGUAUCCAGGGUUGACAUUAUCGUUAUAUGACUGCUUGUAAAAAGUUAUGUGCGUUUUAUGAAAUUGUGAAUGAUUAGCUUUC